Molecule: messenger RNA, 609 nt
Organism: Moesziomyces aphidis
Lineage: Eukaryota; Fungi; Basidiomycota; Ustilaginomycetes; Ustilaginales; Ustilaginaceae
Source: the annotation of a GenBank genome assembly
AUGUCGACGGUAUCCUCGGUGCGCGUGUCGCCACUGGCGUACAAGAAGCUCGUGCUGCACGCAGCCAAGUACCCAACUUCUCGCGUGCUGGGCCUCCUGCUCGCCGACUCCUCUUCUUCGUCGGAGCUCCUCAUCACAGACAGCAUUCCGCUUUCGCACCACUGGACGUCGCUCGCGCCCGCUGCCGAAGCGGCGCUCUCGCUCGCGACAUCCUACGCUGCUACACGCAAGCUCGUGGUGGUGGGCGUGUACGAGGCGCCCGAACUCGUGGCUACGGUUGCGCCGUCAACGCACGCGCUGCGACUCGCGGAAAAGAUCGCGGGCCUCGCGCGCAGGGAGGCGGUGCUGGUGCGCGUCAACAAUGCGACCAUCUUGAACCCGAACACCCAUGCAAUGACUGCAUAUCCCGUCGCGAUGGCACAGGGAAAGACGGAGCAAAAGCCAAAGCCCCUCAAGCAGGAGGCGCUGACACUGCAGCAGCCAGACCAGGUCCAGAAGCUGUACGAUGCAAUGAACACCAGCGGCGACUGGGAACACCUCGUUGACUUCGACGAUCAUCUGGAGAAUCCGGCACUCGACUGGCUGCAGAACCCAGCCAUCUCGGCAUAA